Messenger RNA from Pseudomyrmex gracilis, 4668 nucleotides. RefSeq lists its product as uncharacterized. Gene Ontology annotation, cellular component: extracellular region. The transcript has 8 exons. The coding region runs from base 367 to 3570 and encodes 1067 amino acids. NCBI's taxonomy places the organism in Eukaryota, Metazoa, Arthropoda, Insecta, Hymenoptera, Formicidae. Gene Ontology annotation, molecular function: chitin binding. The record is from RefSeq and is a predicted model, not a curated record.
AUCAGACGAUGGUGGUCGGAGCGCAACGCUCCUGCUGGUGGCUUUUCCACUUCCAUCGCGCAGUCUUCUGGCCGGACCGAUCGCCGCGAUCUCGCCCCGCACCCGAAAAAUCGUCUUGUCCGUGGUUCCGCGCGAAACAUUGAAAAAAAAAAAAAAAAAAAAAAACGGGCAUUUCCCGGACCGCGACGUCAGUUCAGUUCCACGAAGGUGCUUUCGUCCGUCUUUUCUAAUUGCACAGUAUCACAUACACUUACGUGUGGAUUUGCAAUUUUUUAAUUUUUAUUUUCAAGUGCCAGUCGAUGUGAGGACGGUGAUUUCAUGAGGGAUUAGCGAAGAACCAGCGGAGCCGAGAGAGACAGUGCCAACAUGCGGGAGAAACGAUGGCGGCUGCUGCUGCUCGCUCUGUACGGAUUAUUAUUGGUCCACGCGGUCUCCGCAGCGCUCAAGACCAGGCCGAAAUUCAAAAUCGCGACAACCUCGACGACGACCACGACGACAACCACCACCGAGGAGCCUCGGGAGGAAGAAAAUAACAAUACGAGUUCGGAAACGACAACGGUCGCGACCGAAACCAACGGAACGACCGGGCACACCUUGACGGGAAUACCGCAAAUCGAUUACAUAUGGGACCCGAAUUUACCGCGCGAGUUGAACGGUUACAAUCUCAGUGAUUAUCCGUUCUAUAAUAGCAUACCGGAGAAUAUUGACUUCAAAUGCGACGGUCUGCACGAUGGGUUCUACGCCAGCGUGCCGCACAAAUGUCAGGUCUACCAUCACUGUCUCUUCGGCACUCGCUACGACUUCCUGUGCGCCAACUUCACGGCGUUCGACCAAAAGACCUUCAUCUGUCACUUCGUGUCCGAGGUCGACUGCGCCAAUUCCAAAAAAUACUGGCACAGAAACGACGCUCUUUAUCAGGCCGCCACGACAACAACCACGACCACAACGACGGUAGCGCCGGUCACCGCGUCGACCAGUCGACCGGGACGCGACAGACUUGCUUCCCGACGAAGACCUCCUCCGACAAGAAGGAGACCUUACGACUAUUAUGACGAGGAUUAUUACGACGACGAGUACGGUCGUCCGCGGGACUUCGCCGGCCGAGAUGAAUACGAAUACGACGACCGGAAGUACAGGAGAGAUCGCGACUUCAGGGAUCGGGACCGCGAUCGUGACUUCCGGGACAGAGAGCCGCCGCCGCCGCCACCGCCACCGCCGCGCGGUAGAGACGAUAGAGAUCGCGAAAGGUACUCGAGCAGAGGAAACAGAAGAGAGCCUCCCAGACUGAGGGAUCCCCUCGAGGACGACUUGAGAUCUCGGGGAAGAAAUCCAGACCAGGGUGUCAUCAGAUCGUCGUCGAGAGAGGUGGACGAUUCAGAUACGUAUGACAGGCGAACGGAGUCAAGAAACAGGGAUGUUGACGAUCGAAGAUAUCGAGACGAUUACGACGAUAAGGAAUCCGCGGCGCCUUCGGCGAGUGCGACGUCGAAUUCGGAAGGUCUCGUGAAACCGGCUGCGCCAAGCAGUUCGGUUUACUCGCGACCGAGAACACCGCCCAAGAUUAGACGACCGGUGCCGAUAUCGGAGCAAGAUCGGUACGCGUACAAAACCACUCCUGCGCAACCAACAGAGGAGCCACGGCGACGACCGGCAGAUCUGGCGGAAGAUGAUUAUUACGAUGACGAGUUAGAAGACAUUAGGCCAAGAAGACCGCUCAGAAGAAGACCCUCGUACAGGGACAGAGAUCGGGACAGAGACUUUUACGAAACUCGAGAUCGGGAUCGCCCCUUCAGAACUCGUUAUCAUUCGCCGCCAGAAGAGGUACGACUCAGGACACAUCAAGAUCGCUCGAGGGAUCGCUAUUACGAUCGUGAGAGAGACCGAGGCAGGGAUCGCGGCAAGGAUCGCGGAUCGUCGGAUCGUGACCGAGGCAGAUCGCAGGAUCCCGAAAGAUCCGCGGAUCGCGAUUCGCGGGGAAGAUCGCAGGAUGCCGAUAGGCAAGAACGACCGUACUCGCCGCGGCUUCUCGAUCGCGAGAGAGACGUCGAACGAUCGCGAUCGAGAUCGAAGGAUCUGUCAGACACCACGGAGGUAUCGAGAAGACCGAGCUCGUACGACAGAACAACUGAGAAAGCGACUACAACAACCACUACCACAACGACUACAACGACCUGCUUGCCGGAACAGCUCGUUCAUUAUAAGUCCGAGAUAGAGUCCAAAGACGUGGUGACCGAUCAACCGGAGAAGCCAUCUUAUUCGGAACGACCAGCCAGACCUAUUCAAACGCAAAGUGGUGGUCGCGUAGCAAUGAGUGACAGUCAGGAUUAUCAGAGAAACUUGUCGGAGAAAUCGCAGAGACCGUCUCAACAAGUGGAUUACCAAGAGAGAGACUCGGUUUCUUCUACCUUAGACGGUAGAAACGAACAAGAUCAUCAUCAGGCCGCGUACCCUGACGAAUACUCCUCGGAAUAUUAUGACGAACCGCUGGAAGAGCCACCGUCUUCUCCUCCGCCUCGCACCACCGUUCGAAUAGUGAAGAGGCCUUUCCUGCCGUCUCGAGGCGGUAAUCCUAAUCCGAGAGGAUUAUCACCGGUCGGUUCUAAAGCGUCACAACCGCCUAGAAGAGAGGAAGAAGUGCUGAGUGAUCAGCGAAGCACCGAAGAAGAAAACGAACGAAAGACUUAUUACGUGCAAGAGGAACAAGAAGACAAUAGAAAUAUCAAUAAUCAGGAAUCACACCUGAAUCCAGACAACAAGCAACCGUACGACGCUUACAAAACCGUUCUGAAUGAUCCUCAGAAGAAACAAUGGCAAGAGGAUUACGACAGUGUGAUAUCCAGACCCGUGCUACAAAGACCGACAGAGAAGAACGAAGAGGAAGUCUCAAGAGGCACGGAGAACCUGUCGAAUUCCUCCAGAGGAUACUCCAUUCAAAACCAAUCGUACGAUUCACGCGGGCAUCAAGGAGAUAAUCUCACGCCUAAGUGGACGGAGAACUACUCGAGCAACAAGCACGCGAACGCUGGCAACGUGCCAACGUCCUCAGGAUCACCGAUCGUUCGCAACAAAGCCCGACUUCCUUCCGUCGAGACCACGCCGAAUAUCUACAGUUCGACGUACAAGAGCGAAGAUUUUCAGGAUCUACCCACCGGACCUGGCUACAGAGCCAAGCAGAGGAUCAACGAAGUGACGCAUCGUCUUCAGGACAUACCCGAGAGCGAGUACGACGUAACUCUGAACGACGCGCUGACGCCGACUCUGAUUCAGGAAGCCAAUCUGCCGAGCGGAUUUGUUCUGCCGAUUCAUCGACAACAUCUGGGCAGAGACGCCGUGCUACAACCUUCCGAAAAUAAUUACAAGCUCUCCAGAGCCAAUCAUCAACAUCAACAACAACAACAACCGCAACAUCAGGAACAAAAACCUUUCAUCCCGAGUACGCAGUUUUUGCCGGCGACGAAUAUCAAUAACGACCGCGGCCGAACGUUGUACUACAGAACGCCGGAAGCGAUACAGGUCAGCGGGGCGCAGUACAGACAGCAAAGACCGUGGCAGGAAUACACCGCGUACUGACGACACGCACAAUGACGAUGUGAGACUUCAAAGGACGAAACGCUCGAAAAUAUAAAUUUUUCACGAAGCGUAUCAUCCUUGGCUUCGCGAGAGAAUAAACGACUAAUUUAAUACUGCCACCGAUCGACUCACUUACAGGAAAGACACUUUCACGGAAGAAACGCUCUUCUUUCUUUUAUGAAACUGACUUUCCGUCAACAGACAUCACGUUACUUCGACACUACUUGUAGCCCUUGUUGCAAUCGGAUGAUCAGUGUCUUUCAUUCCAAAGAACGCGCGACACACCUCGACGCGUCGCGUCGCUCCGAGGGUAGGGAAAUAAUCAGUAAACGAUUCAGCUAGGUAUUAAUGUAGUACGCGAGAGAGAGAGAGAGAGAGAGAGGAGGUUUUUAUAAUUAUAAAUUAAACUGCGAGAAAAAAAGACGAGAUCAUUUAAAAAAAAAAAACGCUUUACAGCGAGGAAAAGUGUGCGCGAGACGUGUAACAAUGAGAUGUUAGUCAUUCUAAUAUUCAUAUUGAUAUGUACUCAUCAUUACUCACGAAUAAAAAACAAACACUAAAAAUAACGGCAGGAUCAAUGUCCAACGAUAACCGCAAUCGCAGAUGAUUCGUUCCGAGAUCUUCGCUAGAGAGAAAUUCUACUUGGCAACUAUGAUAAUGUAAUACAAUGCAAAUGUGUGUUGUAGCGUAAUGCGAUACAGACGUUUUCCCUUAGCAAUGUUACAUGAUAAAACCACGGAAACGUUAUAGAGUCUAAUAUAACGGUUUGAUUUUGCGACGUUAAUGCACACCGCGUCAAAAUUCAAAUCUCUCUCUAUUUGAGUUUCAGAGAAGCGUUGAAUAUGUAUAUUACUCUUCUUUUUCAUCCGAACCGUUUUUGUAAAUAAAUAUGCGAUAUUCUAUUUUGCGCACGUUCAAGAUAAAUUGCAAAUUCGAAAUAAAUGUUUUUUUGUUUUUUUUUUGUUUUUACGGAAAACUGUAUACGUUAAGUUUCAUCGUCGAAUCUUGAUAGAUAUUACUAGCGAAUAAGUCUUCCUGAGCGUAUGCCUUGUCUUAAAAACUAUGUCGAUAUUUACGAAAUAAACAAAUAAGAAAUUA